Molecule: messenger RNA, 753 nt
Organism: Lactuca sativa (garden lettuce)
Lineage: Eukaryota; Viridiplantae; Streptophyta; Magnoliopsida; Asterales; Asteraceae
Product: polyadenylate-binding protein 2
Molecular function (GO): RNA binding
Source: RefSeq, a predicted model, not a curated record
AUGAACAAUAUAAAAAAAAACAGAUUCUUGAUAAGGAUUGUGACAGAUUCUAGUGGCCAAUCAAAGGGGUAUGGUUUUGUUCAAUACGACGCUGAAGAAUCUGCACAAAAAGCCAUUGAAAAACUAAAGGACAUGCUUUUAAACGACAAACAAGUAUACGUGGGACCCUUUUUGCGCAAACAAGAAAGAGAACUAGUUGUCGACAAGACAAAGUUUACUAAUGUCUAUGUCAAAAACCUGUCCGAAUCAACAACAUAUGAUGAUCUAAACAAGACAUUUAGUGAAUUUGGAACUGUGACAAGUGUUGUUGUGAUGAGGGAUGCUGAAGGGAACUCCGAAUGCUUUGGAUUUGUUAAUUUUGAGAAUGUUGGUAAAGCAGUGGAAGGGCUUAAUGGUCAGAAAUUUGAUAACAAAGAAUGGUAUGUUGGAAAAGCACAUAAGAAAUACGAAAGGGAACAGGAAUUGAAGCAAAGAUUUGAAAAGAGUAUGAAGGAGGCGAGUGCAAGAACUCUAAAAUGUAAUUUCUUGGAAUGGCUGGAAGAGGAUGACUACACAGUAGAGAAAAAUAGCAAUUUGGGACAAAUCUACAACCUAACAUUGAAGCUUGGAAAUUUGGAAAAGGAAAUUAGUAUAUGCAGGAAGAAGUUGGAAGAAGAAAAGAAUUUGGAUUUGGUGUUCAGAAAAGAACUGGACAAAGUCAAAUGUAAGUUGUUUACUCAUAAAGUUGCAUUGUUUGUGAAGUUUUGUAUGUAA